Messenger RNA from Glycine soja, 654 nucleotides. RefSeq lists its product as uncharacterized. The transcript is spliced from 2 exons. Lineage: Eukaryota; Viridiplantae; Streptophyta; Magnoliopsida; Fabales; Fabaceae. Gene Ontology annotation, molecular function: nucleic acid binding; RNA-DNA hybrid ribonuclease activity. The record is from RefSeq and is a predicted model, not a curated record. Bases 1 to 654 code for a protein of 217 amino acids.
AUGACGAGUCCGGCAAAAGGAACAGACUGUCUAUUACUCGAGAAAAAGGUUCACGACAUGCGAGAUGAACUAAUCUUUGCUAGAAAGGACAUGUUGUGCCUUGGUGUGGGCGGCUCACCAUUUGAGGCAGUUCUAUUGUCAGAGUUCGAUAUUGUUUAUGUCACUCAGAAGGCGAUAAAGGGGAGUGCCUUGGUAGACUACCUGGCUCAACACCCCAUCAAUGACUAUCAGCCUAUGCAUCUAGAAUUCCCUAAUGAGGACAUCAUGACCUUGUUUGAGGAGGAAGUAGAGGAUGAAGACAGGGACAAAUGGAUCGUAUGGUUUGACGGUGCAUCUAAUGCACUGGGCCAUGGAGUUGGGGCAAUAUUGGUUUCCCCAGAAGAACAAUAUAUACCUUUUAUGGCUAGGUUGGGUUUCAACUGCACAAACAACAUAGCUGAGUAUGAGGCGUCUGCCCUUGGGAUCCAAGCGACGAUUGAUUUCUUGGUCAAGUUGCUCAAAGUAUACGGGGACUCGACAUUGGUAAUUCACCAGUUGAAGGGUGAAUGGGAGACCAGUGGCCAUAAAUUGGUACCUUACCAGGCUUACAUCAGGAAGUUGAUAGAAUUCUUUGAUGACAUAUCUUUUCAUCACAUUCCUAAAGAGAAAAAUUAG